Molecule: messenger RNA, 14932 nt
Organism: Hydra vulgaris (swiftwater hydra)
Lineage: Eukaryota; Metazoa; Cnidaria; Hydrozoa; Anthoathecata; Hydridae
Product: fibroin heavy chain
Cellular component (GO): extracellular region
Source: RefSeq, a predicted model, not a curated record
GAUAAACAUCUUCCUUAAGCACGGAAUGUGAGUAGACUGGAGUUUUAAAUGUUUGAUUUAUUAUAUCUGAGUUAUUGUUUUAAAUUUCUUUUUAUUCAAAAACUUUUUCAAAUGUAUAAAAUUAUUAUAGAGUAAUAUGAGGUACUUCAUUUUAUCAUUGAGUUUGUGUUUGUUUAAAGUUGAAUGUGUCUCUUCAAAUUUUUCUGCAUUUGUUAAUGAAGCUCUUUCAGUUCAUAACCGCUAUCGAAACCUACACCGUGCUCAACCACUUGAAAUAGAUAAAACACUAGUAUCCAAAGCUGAGGCCAUUGUAAAAAAUGCAGCAAAAAGCGGCGGAUUUGGCGACGUUGCUGCUGGAGAAAAUGUUUAUCAAGUUUGUGCCACCUAUGACGUAGGCCUAAAUGCAGCUCGUGUAACAAGAGCGUGGUAUGACGAGGUUUGCUUGCCGACAGUUGACUUUAAAAAAUCAAAGUUUGACAAUGCUGAAAGUUUUACACAACUGAUUUGGAAAGAUACAAGAAGAUUUGGAAUUGCUAAAGCUAAUAGUAAAAAGGGAAACCAAACCUGUUCUUAUGUAGCUGGGCUAUAUAGACCACCUGGAAAUAUUGAAGAGUUUUAUGCAGAAAACAUUGCUCUUGGUAAACUAAAAAAAAAUGACUACUGCGAUAAUUUAAAACGAAGUACAUUGCAUACUUCAAAACAUGUUGAUAACAAACCUCAAAAAUCAAAAGAUAUUUCGAAAGUAAAUAAAAAUUUGUUACUCAAUUUUUCCAGCAGUAAAACCGACAUUUCCAGAGGUAAAACAGACAUUUCCCGUGGUAAAACAGACAUUUUCCAUGAAAAAACAGACAUUUCCCAUGGUAAAACAGACAUUUCCCAUGGUAAAACAGAUAUUUCCAAUGGUAAAACAGGUAUUUCCAAUGGUAAAACCGACAUUUCCAGUGGUACAAAAGCUUUCCUUCACUCUGGACUUCUUAAUUUAAAAGGAAACAUUCAAGACUAUAACUUACUAAAGACUUAUAAAAAUUUAAAAUAUUUUCAACCAAACUUGAUUAAUUCAGCUGGUUCAAAUAAUCUAAUGUUAAACAAACACUUGACAAACUUUGACAUAUAUAAUAUGAAUACAAAUAAUUUAAUAAACAACCCAAAAAAUGACAUUGUCGGCGAAAAAAAUGACGUUAUCGGAGAAAAAAGAAACAACCACAACUAUAUUAAUUAUGCAAUAAAUGGAAAAAACGAUUUAAAUCUUGGUAAAAAUGACUUAGCACAGAUAAAUUUCGGUAAAAACGAAUUUACACAAAUAAAUCACGCAAAAAACAAUGCACAUGUUUACUACGCUGACAAUAAAAACAACAACAAAAAUAUUGUUAACAAUAAAAUAACAACUAACAACGUAAUUUCAAGUAACUUAGUAAAAGAUAAACUAACUAACUUUCCAAGCACUUUAACAAGCAACAACAACUUGGAUAAAAAUCGUCAAAAGAUAUUUCAACAACCAAUACCAUCAAACAUGUAUUCUAACGUUGUAGAUAAUAAUAAAAAGAUUUGGAAGCAUCUUGAAAAUGGAAUACAUGGUUUCACAGCAACCAAUCAACAAAGCUUAGGUACACACAAACCAACUUAUGAUUCAAAAAUUAUAAUAAAGAACGAUCCAGUAAACUUAAAGAAUAACCUUCUAAAACGAGGUGAUUAUCCUUUAUUCGCACGAAUAGCCAAUUUUACAAAUAGCAUGAUUAGAGACCAGCAUGAAACAUUUUUAAAAAAAAGCGGCUUUCGUCUAAACGUUCAAACUCCUCUAAAACAAGAAAGUUUUUCAAGCAUGAAAUCUUUUUAUCCCACUUUUUUCCAACGACGUAGAAAAAAUUUGAAACCAAAUUUUUUUAUGUCAAACUUAUUACACCCUUUUUAUAAUCUUAAAGUACAUGUUGAUCCAAAAGUUUUAAAUCAAACAUUUCAUGCUAGUAAAGGCCUCAUUAAUCACUUUGAUAAUCAAAAACUUUUUCAACCAAUAUAUGAUUGGUUUAAAAAAAGCAAGUCCGCUGUUCCUCUUCAACCGAACCGUAAGCAUCUUCCGUUUAAAAGUAGUUUAGAAAUGAUUUUGCAAAACGCGGACCAUAAACAUGUUCAAAUUGGAAGCAAUCUAGUGGGUGAUAUAAAUAGGCUAAAGGAGUUUAAACAUAGCUCAACUAACUUGCCCGUGACAAGUAAUUUAGAAAGUGAGUAUAAAGAAAAUGAUAAUUUUGAUGAACGAAAUUUUCAAAAUACUAAAAAAAGAAACAGUUUGACGUUUCGAAAUAAACAGUUUAAUAAUGAUCGAAUUUUCAGAGCUAGAUAUAAGUAUUUUCAUGAAGCUGCAAAGGAAUACAAAAGACACAAUUAUAGUACAAAUGCACAUAUUUCAUUUGGAAAACGCAAACCUAGUAAUGACACGAUCUCAAAAGAAUUUACAAAAAAUGUUCAGUAUGCUAUGCAAAAUUUUCCCAUAAUUCAUACAAAUUCAUCUAAAACAAAAAAUAAUUUGUAUUCAUUUGACGACUAUAUCACUUCAAAUCUUUCAAAUGUAAAUGUUCUUUCUUUAGAAGAUAAACUUUUGUUAUUGCAGGUAUUUAAUCAGACAAAUUCAUAUGCUAAAAAUUCGUCUGAUUAUGUAAAAAAUGGUUUAGCUGUUUCACUGGCUGACACUUUUACCUCGAAGUUAAAACAGGCCACAACAAAAAAUCAAAAAUUGCUUGGUCUUAUAAACUCUAUUAAUAACAGCUAUACAAAAAAAAAUAAGUGUGAAAACAAAAAAAUAUUUUUAAAAAGUACACAUUUGACAAAGAACCACAGUGUUACUGACGCUGUAUCAGAAAAUACUGUUUUAAUAAAACAAAAUUCUAUAAGCCAACCGUUGAAAAACCUUUUUUUAAACUGUUCUAUAUCUCGUGAUGAUCUGCAGUUUAUGGCUGAUUUAAAGAACUUAAGUAACAUGAAAAGUUUGAAAAUUAACUCAUCAACUAUCUUGAUUCAAAAUGUUUUGAUGAAGGGCUGGAAUCAAAAUAGUAGUUUAACAACCUCGAUACCAAUCCAUCCAUCCGUUAAUAAAACUGUCAACUUACUAAACCACUCAAUAAUAAACGAAACAAUGAAUACAGGCAAUUUAAAAAUGAAUAAAACCAAAGAAAGAAAUAACUUCGUUACAAACUCUACAAAAUAUGCAAAAAAGUUGAUCAGCAGUCUUGAUUCUAAAAUAAAUGAAACAAACGAAAUGCAAACAGCCUUAAAUCUAAACUUAAAAAAAGGCAUUGGUAAAAAGUUUGGUAAAAGUAACAAAGAAAGCAGUGAUAGUGCAAAAAACAAGCAUAUUGGUAAUGUCAGUAACUCUACAAGGAAAAUCUCAAACAACAUAGUUGCAAAAAAUACCUCUGCUGAAUGCAAUGUAGUGCCUGAUGACAAAAAUAAAAUGAACUAUUCAAGCCAGUUUAAUGAUUUAUGUAUUAAAACCAAUUUGUUUAAGAACGAUGACAGAUAUAGAAUUGAACAAUCGCAUGGCCAUGAGGAUUUACGAAGUUUCAGAACGGUUGCCUUGGAAAUUCAUAAUCGACUUCGAAGAAUUCAUGGAUCUAAAGAUUUAAUUGAAAACAGCGAAUUAAAUAAAAAAGCCCAAAAACACGCGUUGAGUGCAGCAAAAAGUGGAGUGCUUGAACCCACUGAAGAUAGCGAUGAAGGAGAAAAUCUUGCUGUAAAAUGUUCAUCAAAAGAAAUGCCUGGAUACGAAGCUAUUUUACAUUGGUAUGAUGAAGUCUGCAAGGAGCAAUAUGAUUUUACCUCAGAUUACCCAGGAAAUGCAGGUCAUUUUACCCAAGUUGUUUGGAGUGCCUCAAAUAAAGUAGGUUUUGGCAAAUCUUCUUUUAAAAAUAGCGCAGGACUUUUGUGCACCUACGUAGUUGCAAAGUAUUUACCUGGUGGUAACGUUAUUGGUAGCUUUACAGAAAACGUGCGCAAGGGUAAUUUUACUUCAGACAUAUGCUUAAAUUUAACCGGGGUUUUUUAUGACAUUUUUAAUACCUCAGACAUCAUUUUUGAUAACUCAAACAUAAACUUGAAGUCUAUAGAAUCCUCAAGUACGAAAUUAAAAGCAUCCGAUACCAGAAUAAUUUCUUUAAAAAAUACCUCAUUAGCAAAUACUCAGGUAAAUUCUAAAUUUAUCAAUGAUUACAAAUUACUUAAAGAGCCUACAUCUGAACAAGUUAAUAAUACAAAUAAACACAAUAAAAAUCUCGACUUUAAACAUCAAACUCCUAAAAAAGACGGUGCCGAUAACAAAGUUUUUAUUCUCAAAAAUGAUCAAGACUUUAACAUUGGAAUGGACAGUAUUGCACAACAUUCUGAAAAUACCAUGUUCCUAGAUAGUAGUAACAACGUAACCAAAAAAUGUUUAAAUGGAAAAGUGCGCGACAAAUGUAAACCUGGAGCAUAUCUGCAAAGAGGAGCUUCCUUAACAACAAAUAAAAAAAAAGUGCAAAAGGAGCCUACUCAAGAAAAUAUUAACGUCAGUGUCUACAAAAAUUUAAAAGAAAAUACGGCUGUUUUGCAUGUAAAAAGUAUAAACGCCUCAGGCGCACAUAAUUUAAAGGUAAAUUCGGUUCUUUUACUUAAAGGAAAUAGAAAAAAUAAAGAUAAAACUGCAAAGAAAGUUAACUUCAAUAACUCCGAAACUCAUUCUACAGAAGAUCUAAAUCAAAAUAAAUCAAAAAAAAUCAACAAAGCUAAUACUGUAAAAAUAUCAAAUUUUAAUGACAAAACCAUGGAGCGUAAAGUUUUUGAAAGCGGGAAAAGUAUUGAAGGAUAUGAAAAACAUUUAAAUUAUAAAAACACUAAAAAAGACAAAGAUAAAAAUAUAAUAUUCAAGCAUGAGGGGAAUGAAAAAGUUAAUAAAAAUAACAAUGAAGGUGUUACUAUAGUAACUAUUCAUCCAAUAAGUAAUAUGAGCAAUAAUGUUGUUAAUAAUGCAAAUGGCGUAGUUGACAAAAACUGUGACGGAGAACAAAAUGAAAAUGAUAAUAAGUUCAAAAGCGUUAGCGUCAGCGAAAAUAGUAAUAUUGAAAAUAAUCGUAUAGGAAAUAAUGGUGAAGUUAUUUGUAAACUAGAAAAUGGUUUCGGAGUCACAAUUAAAGAAAGAACCGAUAAAAGAACUAAAGACGUUGGAUUUGAUACACAGAAGUCAGAUGGAAAAUCUGAAGGAAGCAAAACACACAAUGAAAAAGAAAUAAAAGUAAAAAAUAAAAAAGGUACUCAUGAAAAAAGUAAAAAAUUAGAAAAAGAAGAAAGGGAAAGUUCAUUAAAUAAAAAAGCAGGACAAAGUAAAUAUAAUGGAAUAAAAACUAUCGAUCCUUUUGGAGUAGGAGCUACUCGUGUAUCUGGGAUCUCAGAUAAAAAAGUUUUUGAAUCAAACAGUAAAAUUAACGCUAGAUUAAAUAAUGAUAAAAAUGUUAAAUUUGACCAUAAAUUAAUAAGUAGCUUAAACAAGUUUCCUAAUGGAACAGACGGAUCAAUUAAUGUAACUGGCGGAUCAAUUUAUGGAAAACACGGAUCACUUAUUGGAACAGUCGGAUUAAUAGAUGGGUUAAAUAUUAAAAAAAUAAAUGAAUCAAAUAGCAAAAACAUUUUAAGUGCAAUCAAUAAAGUAAAUGGUGGCCCAAAUGCUGGAGCAAAGGACGAAAUGAAUUUUAAAGGUGUAAGUGGAGAAAAUAAUAGAGUUAACAGCGUAAUCAAUAACAAGACUUUCAGCGCCAAGAAUAGCAAAACAAGUGGCGAAAGAAUUGGUAAUAUAAACAACAAUGCUAGCAAUGCUAAUGCAAGUACAAAAAUUGGAACUAAUGCUUAUAUUAAUGCUGGAUUUAAUCCUAAGUUAAAUGUUGAUAGUGUAACAAAUAUGACAAAAUCAGGACUAGAUAUUGGAUCAGUUAGUGGGGAAAACAAAAGAUUGAAAAAUAACACAAACAGCAAAUCAAAUGCAUAUGACGUACUAAAAGGUGAUGUAAUUGGAGGAGCAAACGGUGGAAGAUUAAAUGAAGUGGAAAAUAGCAAAACAUAUACUGGAAUGAAUAACGGGGUCAUUGGGGGAGCAAAAAAUGAAGUAAAUGGCGGCCCAAAUAGAGGAGAAAAUGGACAAGAAAACAAAGAAAAAUGUAGCAAAGUAAACAUUGGAGUAAGCAAUCAAAAUAACGGAAUGAGUAACGGAGAAAACAUUGUAGCAAAUGAUAAAGCUUGUGGCAAAACAAAUAAUAUAAUAAACGGAGGAAAAAACGGAGUAGCAAGCAGUGGAGUAAACGAAGAAAUCAAUACAGGAUUAAUUAGUGGAGCAAACGUUAAAGCAAAUAGUAAUGCAAUUAGCAAAGAAAAUAAUGGAGGCAGUAGUAAAAUUAUUAAUGGAGGAAACGGUGGAUUAAAUGGUGUAACAAACAGAGAAGGAAAUGAGACUGCAAAUAGUGUAUCAAUUAACGGAGAAAACAAUUUAAAAAACGAGAAAGUUAAUGAAGGUGUAAAUUGUGCAACCAAUAAUGGAGCAAAUAGCAUUACUAAUGAUGGAAACAAUAGAAAAAUUAAUGCAAACGAUGGAGCUAAUAUCAAAGCAAACGGACGAGAAAACAACGGAGUUGAUAGCAGAGCAAACAGUGGUACAAAUAGCGCAAUAAACAGUGUUAUUAAUAGUGGAAUAUAUAACGGAGAUAAAAGCGAAACAAACAAUGGCGCUAAUACUAAAGAUAACGAGGUAACUAAUGGGAGAACAAACGGUGGAGCUAAUGAUGAAGUAACUUGUAGUGCUAAUAGUGGCUCAUAUAGAGGAACUAAUGGUGAUAUUAAUGGCGAGGUUCAUAGUAAAGCAAAUACUGGAGCAAAUCAUGGAGCUAAUAGCGAAACAAAUAUUGGAGGAAACGGGGAAACCAAUAAUGAAGUAGCUUUUAAGGGAGCAAGCAGCUCAAAUAGCUGCACAAAUGCUGAAAAUAAUCCUAGAAAUAGUGGUGAACCUAAUGUUGAAGCAAAUGGUAAAACUAGUUGUGGUGCAAAUAGUGGUGUAACAGCUGAAAAGAGUGGUGAAACUAAUGGAGUCGCAAAAAAAAAUACAUCAAACAACGAGAUUAUUAGUGGAGUUAAUAAUGGAGCAAAAGGUGUAAGUAAGAGUAGUAGUAAUGAGAUAGCUAAUAGCGAAACUUAUGGUGGAGCUAACGGUGGAACAAUUGGAGAGUCUAAUAGCGGAGCUAACAGUAAAAUAUAUGGCAAAAAUGACGGAGUCACAAGUGGAGUUUAUGGCGGAGCUACUGGUGGAGCAAAUGGAGGAGCUAAUAGCGGAAACAAUGAUGAAACAAACAUUGAAACAAACGGAAAAAUUAACAGCGGAGCAAAAAAUGGUAUAAAUACUGAAACAAACGAUAAAAACAAUAGUGGAGUUAAUGCCGGAGCUAAUAAUGGAGCAAAUAGUGGAAACUUAAAUGGAGCUGAUGGUACACCAAAUGACGGAACUAAUCACGGAGCAAAUAGUGGUAAUAACAAUGUCGCAAAUAAUGGUGUUAAUAGUGUAAAAAGUGGAGCUACGAAUGGUGGUCUAAAAGUCGGAGGGAAUAACGGAGACAGAUCAGUUGCUAAUAAUGAAACUAAUAUUGAAGCUAACACUCUAACUAAUGCAGGGACAAACGUUGGUACCAACGGUGGAGCAAGUAACGAAGCAAGUGGCGGAGCAAAUGAUGAAGCAAAUAGCGGAGCAAAUGGAGGAACAAAUGGAGGAACAAAUAGCGGAUCAAAUGGUGGAGGAAAUGGUGAAGCAAAUGGUGAAACAAACAGUGGAGCAAAUGGCGGAACAAACAAUGGAGCAAAUGGUGGAAAAAAUGGUGGAACAAAUAGUGGAGCUAACGACGGACCAAAUGGCGGAGAAAACAGUGGAGCAAAUGAUGAAACAAAUAGUGGAGCAAAUGGUAGAGCAAACAGUGCAGCAAAUGGUGGAGCAAAUGGAAAAGGAAAUGGCGGAUUAAAUGGUGGAGCCAACGGUGGAGCCAACGGUGGAGCUGAUGGUGGAGAGAAUGGUGGAACAAACGUUCAAACAAAUAGCGGAGAAAGUAGUGGAGCAAAUGGUGGAAUAAAUAAUGGAGCUAAUAGUGGAGCAAACGGUGGAGUAAUUGGUGGAACAAUAGGAGGAGAAAACGGUGGAGAAAAUGGCGAAACAAAUGGCGUUGCAAAUAGUAGAGCUAACAGUGGUUCAAACAGUAGAGCAAAUAGUGUAUUAAACAAUAAAGCAAAUAGUGGAGCAAAUGGUGGAAUGAAUGGCGAAGCAAAUGGCGAAAUAAAUGGAGGAACAAGUAGUGAAGAAAAUGGUGGAUUAAAUGGCAAUACAAAUGGUAGAGCGAAUGAUAAUUCAAACAUUGAAGUAAAUAGCGGAACAAACAGUGGAGCAAAAGGUGAAGCAAAUGAAGUAGCCGACGGUGGUUCAAAUAAAGAACCUAAUGAUGGUGCUAAUAGUGCAUUAAACAGCGAAACAAAUGGCGGAACAAAUGGCGGAAUAAAUAGAGGAGAAAGUAGUGGAGCAAAUGGUGGAAUAAAUAAUGGAGCUAAUAGUGGAGCAAACGGUAGAGUAAUUGGUGGAACAAUAGGAGGAAAAAACGGUGGAGAAAACGGCAAAGCAAAUGGCGGACCAAGUAGCAGAGUAAGUGGCGGAGUAAAUAGCGGAGUGAAUGGUGGAGUAAAUGGUGAGGCAAAUGGCGGAGCAAGUAGCGGGGCAAAUAACGGAGCAAAUGCCGAAGCAUAUGGUACAGCAAAUAGCGGAGAAAAUGGCGGAGCAAAUGGCGGAACAAAUGGCGGAGCAAAUGGCGGAGCAAAUGGCGGAGCAAAUGGCGGAGCAAAUGGCGGAGCAAACGGCGGAGCAAAUGGCGGAGUAAAUGAAGGAGCAAAUGGCGGAGUAAAUGAAGGAGUAAAUAGUGGAGCAAAUGGUGGAACAAAUGGUAGAGCAAAUGGCGGAGCAAAUGGUGGAGCAAAUGGCGGAGCAAAAGGCGGAGCAAAUGGCGGAGUAAAUGAAGGAGCAAAUGGCGGAGUAAAUGAAGGAGUAAAUAGUGGAGCAAAUGGUGGAACAAAUGGUAGAGCAAAUGGCGGAGCAAAUGGCGGAGCAAAUAGCGGAGCAAAUGGUGGAGCAAAUAACGAAGCAAACGAAGAAGCAAAUGAAGGAGUAAUUGGUGGAGCAAAUAGCGAAACAAAUGGCGGAGCAAAUGGCGGAGCAAAUGGCGGAACAAAUGGCAGUGUAAAUGGCGGAGCAAAUGGCGGAGCAAAUGGUGUAGCAAAUGGCAAAGCAAAUGAAGGAGCAAAUGAAGGAGUAAGUGGCGGAGCAAAUGGCGGAACAAAUGGUGGAGCAAAUGGCGGAGCAAAUAGCGGAGCAAAUGGCGGAGUAAAUGGCGGAUCAAAUGGCGGAACAAAUGGUAGAGUAAAUGGCGAAGCAAAUGGCGGAGCAAAUGGCAGAACAAAUGGUGGAGCAAAUGGUGGAGCAAAUGGCGAAGCAAAUAGCGGAGCAAAUGGCGGAGCAAAUGGUAGAGUAAAUAGCGGAGUUAAUGGCGGAACAAAUGGUGGAGCAAAUGGCGGAGCAGAUGAAGGAGCAAAUGGCGGAGUAAAUGACGGAGUAAAUGGUGAAGCAAAUGGUGAAGCAAAUGGCGAAGUAAAUAAUAAAGCAAAUAACGGGGUAAAUGGCGGAGCAAAUGGCGGAGCAAAUGACGGAACAAAUGGCGGAGCAAAUGGCGGAUCAAAUAGCGGAGCAAAUGGCAGUGUAAAUGGCGGAGUAAAUGGCGGAGCAAAUGGAGAAAUAAAUGGUAGAGCAAAUGGCGGAGAAUAUGGCGGAGCAAAUGACGGAGCAAAUGGCGGAGCAAAUGGUGGAGCAAAUGGCGGAAUAAAUGGCGAAGCAAAUAGUGAAGCAAAUGGUGGAGCAAAUGCUGAAGCAAAUGCUGGAACAAUUAACGGAGCAUAUGGCGGAGUAAAUGGCGGAGCAAUUGGUGGAAAAAACAAUAGACCAAAUGGCGGAGCAAAUGGCGGAGCAAAUGUUGGAGCAAAUGGCGGAGCAAAUGGCGAAGAAAAUGGUGGAGCAAGUGGUGGAGCAAAUGGCAGAACAAAUGGUGGAGCAAAUAGUGGAGCAAAUGGCGGAACAAAUGGCGGAGCAAAUGGCGGAGUAAAUAGCGGAGCAAAUGGCGGAACAAAUGGCGGAGCAAAUGGCAGAGCAAAUGGUGGAGCAAAUGGCGGAGCAAAUGGUGGAGCAAAUAACAGAGCAAAUGGCGGAGUAAAUGGCGGAGCAAAUGGUGGAAUAAAUAAUGGAGCAAAUGGCGGAACAAAUGGCGGAGCAAAUGACGGAGUAAAUAACGGAGCAAAUGGCGGAGUAAAUAGCGGAGCAAAUGGUGGAAUAAAUAAUGCAGCAAAUGGCGGAACAAAUGGCGGAGCAAAUGACGGAGCAUAUGGCGGAGCAAAUGGUGGAGCGAAUGGUGGAGCAAAGGGCAGAACAAAUGGUGGAGCAAAUGGUGGAGCAAAUGGUGAAGCAAAUGGUGGAGCAAAUGGCGGAGCAAAUGGUGUAGAAAAUGGCGGAGCAAAUGGCGAAGCAAAUGGUGGAACAACGGGUGGAGCAAAUGGCAGAGCAAAUGGUGGAGCAAAUGGCGGAGCAAAUGGUGGAGCAAAUAACGGAGCAAAUGGCGGAGUAAAUGGCAAAGCAAAUGAUAGAGCAAAUGGUGGAACAACUAACGAAGAAAAUGGUGAAGCAAAUAGUGGAGCAAAUGGCAGAGCAAAUGGUGGAGCAAAUAGUGGAACAAAUGGAGCAAAUAAUGGAGGAAAUAGUGAAGCAUAUGGUCCAGCAAAUGGUCGAGCAAAUGGCAAAGCAAAUGGCGGACCAAAUAGCGGAACAAGUGGCGGAGCAAAUGGUGGAACGAGUGGAGGAGCAAAUGGGAGAGCAAAUGGCGGAGCAAAUGGUGUAGAAAAUGGCGGAGCAAAUAAGGGAGCAAAUGGCAGAGCAAAUGGCGGAGCAAAUGGCGGAGCAAAUGGCGGAGCAAAUGGCGGAGCAAUUGGCGGAGCAAACGAUGGAGCAAAUGGCGGAACAAAUGGCGGAGCAAAUGGCGGAGCAAAUGGUGGAGCAAAUGGUGGAGCAAAUGGUGGAGUAAAUGGCGGAGCAAAUGGCAAAGCAAAUGGUGGAGCAAAUGGUGGAGUAAAUGGCGGAACCAAUGGAGAAAAAAGUAGUAAAGCAAAUGGUGAAAAAAACAUUGAAGCAAACAAAUCAAGUCGAGAUGCAAAUGAAGGUAAAAAUUCUGAACUAAGCGGUAAUAAUGGAAAAGAUGGCAGCAACGCUGGCGGUGGCAGUAGAGGUAGCAAUAGUAUCAAAAGUGCUAAUAGUAAUGGCAGUAGCAUCGGUGGUAACAGUGGCAGUAGCAAAGAUGGUAACAGUGGCGAUGGAAGUGGCAGUAGCAAAGGUGGUAGCAGCGGCAGUAGCAAAGGUGGUAGCAGUGGCAGUAGCAAAAGUGGCAGCAGUGGCAGUAGCAAAAGUGGCAGCAGUGGCAGUAGCAAAAGUGGUAGCAGUGGUGGUAGCAGUAAAAGUAGCAGUGGUGGCAGCAGUGGUAGCGAUAGCAGUAGCGGUAAUAGUGGCGGUAAUAGUGGCGGUGCUAGUGGCGGUAGUGAUGGUGGCAGCAGUGGCGGUAAAAGUAGCGGUAGCAGUAGUGGUAACGAUAGCAACAAUGGUGGUAGUGGUGGUAAUACUGAAAAACCCAGUGAUGAUAAGAAUGGUAGUAAAAACGGUGAUAACGAACGAAAAGAAGGAAAAAGUAAUGGAAGUAAUGACGGUGGUAAAAGUAGUAGCAGUAAUGGUAGUAACAGUGAAAGCAAAAGCAACAGCGGUAGCAGUAGUGAAAGCAAUAGUGGUAGCAGUAGUGAACGCAAUGGCGAUACCAGUGGAGGUACCAGUGGCGGUGCCAGUAGUGGUAGCAGUGGUGAUAGCAGUGGCGGUGGCAGUGGCGGUAGUAGUGGCAGUAACAAUGGUGGUAGCAGUAGUGAUAACAGUGGCAGUAGUGAAAAGGGUAGCAGUGGCAGUACCAAAGGUGGUAGCAAAGGUAGUGGCAGUGGCAGUAACAAUGGAAGUAGCAGUGGCGGAAGCAGUGCCAGUAUUAGUGAUGGUAGUAGUGGUGGUAGCAGUGGUGGUAAUAGUGGCAGUAGUAAUAGCGGUAACAGUGACAGUAACAGUGGCGGUAGCAAUGAUAGUAGCAGCGGUGGUAGCAAUGGCGGUAACACUGCCGGUAACAAAGGUGGUAUCAGUGGUGGUAGCAGCGGUGGUAGCACUGGUGAUAGCAGUGGCGGUAGCAGUGGCAGUAAUGGUAGUAGUAGCAAGAGCGGUAACAGUGGCGAUAGCAGUGGUAGCAGCAGUGGCAGUAACAGUGGUGGCAGUGGUGGUGGCAAUGGUGGUGGAAGUGGUGGUAGCAGUGGUGGGAAUGGUGGCAGUAGUAAAGGCGGAAGCAGUGGGGGUAGCGUUGUCAGUAGCAAAGACGGUAGCAAUGGUGGUAGCAGUGGUGGUAGCAGUGAUAGUAGCAGUGGUGGUAGCGGUGGUGGUAGCAGUGGCGGUAGCAGUGGUAGCAGUAGCCGUGGUAGUGGUAGUAGUGGCGGUAGUAGUGGCGAUAGCAGUGAUGCUAAUGAUAACAGUAGCAAAGGCAGUAGCAGUGGUAGUAACAGUGGUAGUAGCAGUGUUGGUAAUAGUGGCGGUAACAGUGCCAGUAGCAAAGGUGGUAUCAGUAGCAGUAGCAGUGGUGGUAGCAGUGGCGGUAAUGGUAGUGGAAGCAAGAGCGGUAACAACGGCGAUAGUAGUGAUAGUAGCAACGGCAGUAACAGUGGUGGUAGCAAUAGCAAAGGUGGUAGCAGUGUUGGUAGCAGUGGCAGUAGCAGUGACGGUAGCGGUGGCAGUAGCAAAGACGGGAGCAGUGUUGCCAGCAAUGGUGGUAGUAGCGAUAGUAGCAGUGGUGGUAGCAGUGAUGGUAGCAGUGGCGGUAGCAGCAGUGGUAGCAGUAGCCGUGGUAGUGGUAGUAGUGGCGGCAGCAGUGGCGGUAGUGAUGGUGGCAGGAGUAGUGGUAAAAGUACCGGUAGCAGUAGUGGUAGCGAUAGCAACAAUGAUGGUAGUGGUGGUAAUACUGAAAAAAGCAGUGGUGAUAAGAGUGGUAAAAAUAGUGGUAACGCAGGAAAUGAAGAAAAAAGUAAUGGAAGUAAUGGUGGUAGUAAAAGUAGUAGCAAUAAUGGUAGUAGCAGUGAAAGCAAAAGCAAUAGCGGCAGCAGUAGUGGAAGCAAUAGUGGUAGCAAUAGUAAAACUAAUAGCGGUGGCAAUGGCGGUAGCAGCAAUGGUAGCAAAGGUGGUAACAGUGACGGUAGCGAUAGUGGUAAGAGUGAUGGUAGUGGUAGCGGUAGCAAUAGCGGUAGCAGUAGCAGUAGCGGUAGAGGUAGCAAUAAUGGUGGUAGUGGUAGUAAUACUGAAAAAAGCAGUAGCGAUAAGAGUGGAAGUAAAAAUGGUGGUAGUGAAGGAAAAGAAGGAAAAAGUAGCGAAAGUAGUGGUGCUGGUAAAAGUAGUAGCAGUAAUGGUAGUAACAGCGAAAGCAAAAGCAACAGCGGUAGCAGUAGUGGAAACAGUAGUGGUAGCAAUAGUGAACUAAAUAACGGUAGCAGUGGUGGUAGCAGUGGAGGUAGUAGUAGUGGUAGCAGUGGAGGUAGCAGUAGUGGUAGCAGUAGUAGUAGCGGUAGCAAUAAAGGUAGUAGUGGCAGUAAUACUGAAAAAAGCAGUAGUGAUAAAAACGAUGGUAAAAAUGGUGGUAGCAAAGGAAAAGAAGGAAAUAGUAAUGGAAGCAGUGGCGAUGGUAAAAGUAGUAGCAGUAGUGGUAGUAACAGCGAAAGCAAUAGCAACAGCGGUGGCAGUAGCGGAAACAAUAGUGGUAGCAGUAGUGAAACUAGUAGCAGUAGUGGUGGUGGUGGCAGUGGAGGUAACAGUGGUGGUAGCAGUAGCGGUAGCAGUAGUGGUAGUAGUAGUGGUAGCAGUAGCGGAAGCAAUAGCGCUAGCAAUAGUGAUAGCAGUAGCGGAAGCAGUAGUGGAAACAAUAGCGGCAGUGGUAACAAUAGUGGAAGCAGUAGCAGUAGUGGAAGCACUAACAGUAACAGUAGUGGAAGUAAUAAAGAAGGAAAAAGUAAUGAACAUCAGUCAUUUGUAAACAAAGAUAUAACAGAAGCAGUAAACGAAGUUGGUGUAAUUAAAUUUGAAAAAAGUAGCGACGAUAAAGUAAAUAAGGUGUCAGAGAAUAACAAAAAGAACAUGACGGAUUGUAAAACUAACAGCGGCGACUGUUUUUCAAAUCAAGGUAACACCUACUGCAACCAGAUGUUAAAUAAUGGAUGUGGUAUGCAAUGUAAAAAUAUGCCUCCACCCGCACCAUGUCCAUCAUGGGUACCACCUUAUUUACCACAACAAAGUACAAAUAUAGAAACCCCAUGCUCAGACAAUAUGUGCACAGUACAAUUACCUUCUUUAAUUGUUUGCCAAGACGAUGGUUGUCAAAGAAAUAAGAUAUAUUUUAAACCCAAAGAAACUGUAAAAAAACGAAUUAGGGUUCCAUCUUCAGUAUUAAAACGUUCGCGAUUUUUAAACUGGAAAAAAAGAGUUAAAAAAUUAAAAAGUUUUCAGAAACUAGACAGAAGCUAAAAAAAAAAAGUAAAAUGAAGAAAUAGUUUUAUGACAGAUAGGGUUGGCGUUUUAAAAGAACAAAUAAUUAUUACUUUGGUGGUUGUAGGGUAGUAACAACCCUAUCAACUUUUCAGAGUAACUACUAUAAUAAAACACAUGUUUUUGUUUUUUAACUCAUUCAGUAAACUUUUUAAAAACAUUUUUGGUUGUGAAAACAAAAAUUAACGUGUUGAUAUUUUUUUUAGA